AUGAGCUCUCAUCCCUUCCUCAGCCCUCCCCUCCUCAGCCCUCCCCUCCUCAGCCCUCCCCUCCUCAGCCCCCUCGCCUCAGCCCUCCCCUCCUCAGCCCCCUCGCCUCAGCCCUCCCCUCCUCAGCCCUCCCCUCCUCAGCCCUCCUCACCUCAGCCCUGCUCUCCUCAGCUCCCCUCCUCAGCCCUCCCCUUUUCAGCGAUCCUCACUCCUCCCCUCCACAGCCCUCCCCUUGUCAGCCCUCCUUUUGUCAGCCCUCCCCUCCUCAGUCCUUCCCUCCUCAGCGCUCCUCAGCCCUCCCCUCCUCAGCCCUCCUUUUGUCAGCCCUCCCCUCCUCAGCCCUCCCUCCUCAGCGCUCCUCAGCCCUCCCCUCCUCAGCCCGCCCCUCGUCAGCCCCCCCCCAACCUUCCCCUCCUCAGCCCCUUCCUAGAACCUGCCACACACAAAGAUGAGCUCUCAUCCCUUCCUCAGCCCUCCCCCAGCUCUCCCCUCCUCAGCCCUCCCCUCCUCAGCCCUCCCCUCGUCAGCCCUCCCCACCUCAGCUCUUCCCUCCUCAGCACUCCUCAGCCCUCCCCUCUUCAGUGCACCUCCGCCCUCCCCUCCUCAGCCCUCCUCUCCUCAGCCCUCCCCUCCGCAGCCCUCCCCUCUUCAGCACUCCUCAGCCCUCCUCUCCUCUCCUCAGCCCUCCCCUCCUCAGCCCUCCCCACCUCAGCGCUCCUCAGUCCCUCAUCCUCAGCCUUCCCCUUGUCAGCCCUCCUCUCGUCAGCCCUCCCCUCAUCAGCCCUCCCCUCCUCAGUGCUCCUCAGCCCCUUCUCCUCUUCCCGCCUCUCGUCAGCCCCCCUCCUCAGCCUUCCCCUCCUCAGCACUCCUCAGCCCCCCCUCUUCAGCCCCUUCCUAGAACCUGCCACACACAAAGAUGAGCGCUCAUCCCUUUCGCAGCUCUCCCCUCGUCAGCCCUCCCCUCGUCAGCCCUCCCCACCUCCUCAGCCCCCCCCAGCUCUCCCCUCCUCAGCCCUCCCCUCGUCAGCCUUCCCCUCGUCAGUCCCCCCCCCCUCAACCCCCCCAGCUCUCCCCUCCUCAGCCCUCCCCUCGUCAGCCCUCCCCUCGUCAGCCCCCCACUCGUCAGCCCUCCGCUCGUCAGCCCUCCCCUCGUCAGCCCUCCCCUCGUCAGCCCCCCCCCUCGUCAGCCCUCCCCUCGUCAGCCCUCCCCACCUUCUCAGCCCUCCCCACCUCGUCAGCCCUCCCCUCCUCAGCCCUCCCCUCGUCAGCCUUCCCCUCGUCAGUCCCCCCCCUCAACCCCCCCAGCUCUUCCCUCCUCAGCCCUCCCCUCGUCAGCACCCCCCUCGUCAGCCCUCCGCUCGUCAGCCCUCCCCUCGUCAGCCCUCCCCUCAUCAGCCCCCCCCCUCGUCAGCCCUCCCCACCUCCUCAGCCCUCCCCACCUCCUCAGCCCCCCCAGCUCUCCCCUCCUCAGCCCUCCCCUCGUCAGCCCUCCCCUCGUCAGCCCUCCCCUCGUCAGCCCCCCCCCCACUCAGCCCCCCCAGCUCUCCCCCCCUUCAGCCCUUCUCAACCCUCCCCUCCUCAGCCCUCCCCACCUCAGCUCUUCCCUCCUCAGCGCUCCUCAGCCCUCCCCUCGUCACCCCCCCCUUCUCAGCCCCCCCCCUCUGUUCAGCGCUCCUCAGCCCUCCCCACCUCAGCCCUCCCCUCCUCAGCCCUCCUCAACACUGUCUCAACCCUCACACUUUUAUCUCUCUAAAGCCGACGCCAGAACACGAUAGGGGCAGGUUAACAAAAGGAUGA
This is a messenger RNA of Oncorhynchus mykiss (rainbow trout), 1797 nucleotides long. Lineage: Eukaryota; Metazoa; Chordata; Actinopteri; Salmoniformes; Salmonidae. The record is from RefSeq and is a predicted model, not a curated record.